AUGGCGGCGGCCGAGUGCGCGCCGCAGUUUCGCGAGUUCCAGUGGCUGCCGGAAACCGCCAAGGCGCUAAUCGCCGCUUCGCUCUCUCCUAAGGAUGCUGUCUCGCUCGCUCUCACCUGCAAGGACCUCCGCUGCAUAGCGCGCCCCUUCACGGCCCGCGAGUUUGCCUGCAAGGCAUGCGGCGCGCGCCUCUUCUCCCCGCGCGCCCUCAUUCCCUGCACCACCCGCCCCUCUCCGCCUCCCUCCGCGCCGCCUCUCUCCCCCGCGGGUUCCUCAUUUCGCAACAGCAGCCGCGCAUCCCCCAACGUCCUCCUGUUUCCGCCCGACGCCUCCACAGCGCCGCCAGCGGGCGCGCCGUCGGUGCCGCUGCUGCUGCUGCUGGACGACGGCGCGGCGGCGUGCGUGCAGGGUGGCGAGGUGGAGGAAGGGGGGGCGAUACGCGCGCUGCACUCCAACGUGCCCUUCAUCGCCGUGCCGCGCCUCUCGUGGGGACGGGCGUGCGCGCAUCUGAUGGACGCGGCGACGCUGCACUGCGCGCGCUGCCUGCUCUUCCUCGGCAUCCAGGUCCGCACCGUCUUCCCCCGCCUCGCCGCCUCCCCCUCCCCUCCCGCCUCCGCCUCCCCCUCCCCCGCCCCCGCAUUCGCCGCGUCCCACACACCUCCUCCCGGCGCAUCCUCCCCCACCGCCGCGUCUCCCGCUCCCCCCCCCAGCGCCCCACCAUCUUCCCACACUGCUACUAGUGCCCCGCCCGCUCACGCUCAUGCCGCGGCCACGGAAGGCGCGGCAGCAGCAGCGGGGGGCGCGGGGCAGCAGCUGGGGCUGUAUGCAGCGGAGGCGAAGGCGUUCCUGGUGCGCAAGUACCUGGACCUGCUGCGCCCCGCCUCGUACCCGGGACUAGUGGGCGCAUCACCACCACCACCACUGCCAACGCCAGCACCAGAACCUUCAGCAGCAGCGGCAGUAGCGGCGGGGUUGGCGGAGGUUGCAGCGGCAGGGGGUGGAGGGCAGGGGCGUGUGCAGGUGUAUGCGGAUGGGCUGUCGGGCGAGGGGGAUGGCAGGCACGCUGUACUGUGCUCGGGGCGACGGGGGCAUGUGGGUGGGGGCAGUGGCGCGCAGGGCAAGGCGCCGUGCCUGAACGUGCUCUUCCACUCGCACCAGGUGCUGAGUGCGAGGCACUGCUGGGAUGCGGGCAGUGGCACGGAGGUGGCGGUGUACUGCAAUGCACUGCACCCGGGCGCCUUCCUGCUUGCCCCACCGCGCACCGAGGAGCUCGCGCAGGGCGCCAUGCAGGUCGCUGACGUGGCGUGCGCCAGGUGUCACGCGCCGAUUGGGUGGAAGUUCUGCUCGCUUGCGGGACAUGGCACGGAUCUGAGGAACUUGAACCAGUACUCUUGCUGCUUGCAGGUGGGCAGGUUCGGCAUUGUGCUGUCUUCCAUCCACCGAGGCAAGGAGUUCCUCCCAGCCUGGAGGGCUGCUUCGGUGUGGGAGGACUCUGAGGAGUAUGAGGAGGAAGAGGAGGAAGAAGAGGAUGAUGAGGAAGAUGAGGACGAGGAGGAAGAGGGGGAGGGGGAAGAUCUGUCUCUGUGUGCGGGCGCUGUCUCGCAUCUGCCGCUACCACACGGCGGAGUAGCACCUGCUGCAUGCGCCACUCACCCACACCAGCUGCAAGCAGCCUUGUGCAUGACUGGGUGCCAAUCCAAGCAGCUUCUUUGGAACCUGCGGAGGCCGCCCCACCCCGUGGUGCUGCAGUGGAUCGCGGAGGCUUGGGAUCAAGUCCCCAAGCAGAUCAUCAUCGACGCGUUCCGCCACUGUGGGAUCUCAAGCAAGCUGGACGGAACGGAGAACCACCUGGUGAUGUCUCACCUGCGCGCCAGGAGCACCACUGAUGUCUCCGCGGACAUGUCCCUCGGGGGGACCACAUGCGACAACACGCGCCUGCUCGGUCGGGCUCCAGAGGAGGAGGAGGAGGAGGAGGCGAUGCAGGCGGAGGGCGUGCGGGAGGUGGCAGUGGCAACCGGCCUGGAGGUGCUGUACCAGGAGACCCCCAACUACUGCGGGGCGGCGGCCGAGGCUGACCGCAUGAUCGAGCCUAGGGAGACGGCUAGGCAUGCCUGGCGAGUGCCAGACCUGGGUCUCGCCACCAUCGCGGGACACAGCUGCACCAGCAGCGUAGCUGGCCUUGCCCUGCUCAUCCUGCCCGCGUGUGUGGCCCACGUCACUGCACCAACGGAAAUGAACCUCCUCGAAGGUGGCAUCUCCUCUGUCUUCCAACCACCUUCAGCAGCCAUGGCCGCGGUCGCAGUCACCCUUCCCACGGUCGCGUCCUUCGCUACAGCUUCCGCUGGGAAGAAGGCGGUCCCUUGCAAGGCCGCUCAUGUGGCCGCUCUGCCCGUCUUCCGCUCUACAAGGAGCACUGCACAAAGGCGUGGCGCCGCUCUUAGAGUGACGUGCAGCAGCACCAAGCCGGAGGCGGAGGUGGCUGAGAGGGUGGAGAAUGCGGGCGAGCAGGAGGCGUUCCUGGCGUCAGGCUUCUUGGAAAAGGCGACGCUCAUGUCGGCUGCUGCCAUGACGCCGCUCCUGCUCAACGUGCAGGACGCGAUGGCCGCCGGCGGCGAGUUCGGCCUGCUGGAGGGCCGGACGGCGGCGCUGGUGCACCCGUUCGUGAUGGGCGGGCUGUUCUUCACGACGCUGUACGCCUUCUACCUGGGCCGCCAGUGGAAGCAGGUCCGCGUCGUCGGCGAGAAGAUCCAGGACCUCAAGAAGCAGCUCCCCGCUGGCGAGGACGCUGCAGCGGCGUCGCCGGUGUCCGGCGAGAUCGCCACGCUCACCGCGCAACGCGCGGAGCUGGUGAAGGGCAACUACCGCGAGAAGCACUUCAACGUGGGGUCGUUGCUGCUGGGCUUCGGCGUGCUCAUCGCCGUGGAGGGCUGCGUCAACACCUGGUUCCGCACCGGCAAGCUCUUCCCCGGCCCCCACCUCUGGGCCGGCGCCACCAUCACGGUGCUGUGGGCACUGGCUGCGUCGCUGGUGCCGGCGAUGCAGAAGGGCAACCCAGUGGCGCGCAAGGCGCACGUGGCGCUCAACAUGCUCAACCUCGCGCUCUUCGUGUGGCAGAUCCCCACUGGCCUUGAGAUUGUCGGCAAGGUCUUCGAGUUCACCUCGUGGCCUUGA
Messenger RNA from Closterium sp. Naga37s-1, 3171 nucleotides. The record is from the annotation of a GenBank genome assembly. Lineage: Eukaryota; Viridiplantae; Streptophyta; Zygnematophyceae; Desmidiales; Closteriaceae.